GACUCAUCAAACACUUGGACUGACCGUAUAAAUUUUGUAAGAUUAGGGUUUUUUGUUAUAGAUUAGGGUUUCCGCAGCGGGGAGGGAGGAAGAUCACAACAACAAAGCACAAACUACCCAGCUUACAGCCAUGGUUCUCAAGACAGAACUCUGCCGGUUCAGUGGAGCCAAGAUAUAUCCUGGAAGGGGAAUCAGAUUUGUUCGUGCUGAUUCUCAGGUGUUCCUGUUUGUCAACUCAAAAUGCAAAAGGUACUUCCACAACAGGUUGAAGCCAUCCAAACUUACUUGGACGGCUAUGUACAGGAAGCAGCAUAAGAAGGAUGCUGCUCAAGAGGCAGUCAAGAAGAGGCGUCGUGCCACCAAAAAGCCUUACUCAAGGUCCAUUGUAGGUGCAACCUUGGAGGUGAUCCAGAAGAGAAGAACUGAAAAGCCUGAAGUUCGUGAUGCUGCAAGGGAAGCUGCAUUGCGUGAAAUCAAGGAAAGGAUUAAGAAAACAAAAGACGAGAAAAAGGCAAAGAAGGCUGAAGUGAUGGCUAAAACUCAGAAGAGUUCAGGCAGAAGCAAUGUGCCCAAGGGUGUAGCAAACAAGGGAGCUAAACUCGGAGGUGGUGGCAAGCGUUAAAUACUUUGAGUUGUACCUUUAUCUUUUUGGUUUUCAAGUCUUGUAUCAGAUAAUCUUUCUGCAUUUGUUUUCCUAUGUUCAUCAGUACUUGGAGAUUUAAUUUUAAGAGAAUUUCUGACCUAUUAUAUACAAUAUGAAGUUUUUUCUUAA
Messenger RNA from Daucus carota subsp. sativus, 772 nucleotides. RefSeq names its product large ribosomal subunit protein eL24. Gene Ontology annotation, cellular component: cytosolic large ribosomal subunit. The record is from RefSeq and is a predicted model, not a curated record. Lineage: Eukaryota; Viridiplantae; Streptophyta; Magnoliopsida; Apiales; Apiaceae. Gene Ontology annotation, biological process: cytoplasmic translation. Gene Ontology annotation, molecular function: mRNA binding; structural constituent of ribosome. The transcript has 5 exons. The coding region runs from base 131 to 622 and encodes 163 amino acids.